UCUCGAAUUAAAUCAGCUGACGGAUUGUAUCUCCCUCGACUCAAAUGGAAUGAGCCGAAGGAGCCGGUUGCUCGAACGCUGUCACCGGAGCUGGCUGUGGGCUGAAUGCCGGACUGACCAAAGGACUCGCAGCUACAAAAAGAGGACUUUUUGUUUGGGGACGAAAACACGAUGGCCUCCAACUUCAAUGAUAUUGUGAAGCAAGGAUAUGUGAAAAUUCGGAGCAGAAAGCUUGGGAUCUUCAGGAGAUGUUGGCUGGUAUUUAAGAAGGCAUCAAGUAAAGGGCCACGGCGAUUGGAGAAAUUUCCUGACGAGAAGGCAGCCUACUUCAGGAAUUUCCACAAGAUAACAGAGCUGCACAACAUCAGGAACAUAACCAGAAUGCCCCGGGAGACCAAGAAACAUGCGGUGGCAAUUAUCUUCUAUGAUGAGACGUCAAAGACAUUUGCCUGUGAGUCAGAACUGGAGGCUGAGGAGUGGUGUAAACUGCUGUGUGUGGAGUGUCUGGGCACAAGGCUUAAUGAUAUCAGUCUAGGAGAGCCAGACCUGUUAGCGGCGGGUGUACAGAGGGAACAAAACGAACGAUUCAAUGUUUACUUGAUGCCUACACCAAAUCUGGACAUUUAUGGGGAGUGCACUAUGCAGAUCACACACGAAAACAUUUAUCUGUGGGACAUUCACAAUCCUAGAGUCAAGCUGGUGAUGUGGCCCCUCAACUCCCUGAGAAGAUAUGGAAGAGAUUCCACCUGGUUUACAUUUGAGUCAGGAAGAAUGUGUGACACCGGAGAAGGACUCUUCACAUUUCAGACGAGGGAGGGAGAAAUGAUCUAUCAGAGGGUCCACUCUGCUACGCUGUCCAUCGCCGAACAGCAUGAGAGGAUGAUGAUGGAGAUGGAGAAAAGCUCGCUGACGUACUCCGGUUCAAACGAGACGACAUUAUCAAAGUCAAUAUCUCUGCCUCGGAGUGCUUACUGGCAUCAUAUCAUGCGUCAGAGCAGUGUGGGAGAUAUCUACAGUUUCCAAGAUCACAUCCAGCUGCCACUGCUAAGGCCAAGCUUGACAAUGACACUCAUACCCCGGGCACAGACUUUCCACAGCUUUUUCUCAGAACAAAGUCAUGAGCAACAGCGUCUGACUCAAGACCAGGAGCAAGCGUUGUCUCCCUCUAGUGGCUACGGAUCAAGCAACAGCCCUGAACCCGUCCAAUGACCUGUGCUGAAAGGCUGAUUAUUUUUCAUGAAGCCAAGACAGGACAUUCCAAUCCUUUAGUAUGAUUAUAGGACUAAAAUGCAUCUGAUGAUAUUGCUGAUGAGAUCUGUAGAAGAACAGCCAUACUUAAUUGUUUGUAAAGUAUGUUUUUUUUGUUUUGUUGUUUUUUGGUACUUCUUGGUUGAUGACUAAAUUUAGUUGAAAAUCACACCACCUAUACUAUAGUAAUCACACCCUGUGUAAAAGGCAGAAAUAAAUUUGACAACAGACAUUCCUCUCAGAAACUACUGCAGCAAGUCACUUUUAAAACCAAAAAAUUUACUCAUGUUAUUAAAUAAAACAUUAAACAAGUUAUUUUGACAGCUUUAGAUGUCACAAAUGUUCAAAGGUAUUCACCACAGGUGACGAGAUAUAAUUAUACUAUUUUAGAUUAUCUUGUAAUUGCAAAGCAAUGCUUUGACUCAGUUUAAAGAUUAUUUUAUUUUUAUGUUUCAUAGCAUCCCUGUAUGUCAAUUAAUCUAAUGUGUUUUCUGUAACUGCUUAAUUUUUAUUACUUAAUGUAUUAUUUUAUUAUUUGACCACAGAUUUCUUCUUUCACUUAGUGACACCCCCUUUCAUGUGAAUUCCAUGCUUGUACAAUGUACGAUUUAGAUCUCGGGUUGUAGUUCUCUUAUCAGUUUGGAACCAGAAGAGAACACAUCAAUGGUGUUUGGAAUGGUUCAUCUUGGCAGCCCUUUAAUGGCCUGUGUGUAAAGCAUGCAUAUCCGUCUUUGAAAAGGGGAGGACAUGGACGUGCCCAUCCUUACAUAGAUAACAGAUGAUCAGCUCGGUCUCCCUCAGCCAAACACAGCCAGGGUCAUCUGUUAUGAAUACUUUCCACAACCUGGGCUCAAAAAAAUAUUUUGUCUCCUAUAAUUUACACAACCAUCCAAGGAUUUCAUAAUUUGAUCUCUUUGUUCUGUGGGUCUUGACAUUUCUAAAUAACAAAGUUGUUAUUAAAAUGGAGUUGUAUCAAUAGUACACCAAAAUUAUCAAGUGCCUUUUAAAGGAAAUGUGGUUAUCUAUGCUCAAAUCUCCAGAAAACAAAGUUCAGCAAUUACAGACUUAAAAUGUUCUUAAAAAUAUGAAACCUUUUUUGGAAUAGCCUAAAGAGCAUUUUUGUGGCACUACAGAAUUGAACAUCCCUACACAAAUUAGUGUGAGUUACCCUUUGCUGCUCUAUGUGUUUAAGUAUCCCCGCAACAUACAGUAACAGACGCCUGCUUUUGUUUUGUGUAUUUAUGAAUAAUCACGUCAAUAGAGAUACAUGUACAUACUUCCUGUUUGUCCAUUUAUUUAUAUUUUAACACAUUAUAUGUGAAAAAAUUUAACCUGGACAUAGGUUUUAUUAACAGAUGAUGUGCCCUUCUAAGAAAGGUUUUCAGUAUGUAUGUAUGGUUAUUGUAUAAUGAUUCUGAUUAUAUAAGAAUAUGUAUGUGUGUGUUUACACACACACACACGAUUAAAAUUUAGUCUGCCUACUUGGAGCAUUUACAAUAUUUUGGAAAAAGGGAAAUGUAUUCCCAAAACCUUGAUGUUUGUUGUCUGUAAAACAAAUACUUAUUGUAGUCCUUUUUCCAAUGUGUAUACUGUUGUUUUAUCAAUUUGGUUCACUGAUCAUAGUCUGAAUAGUUUAUUUUCAAUUAUAACUUAUGUAAAACAUACUGGAGGUCUAUUUUAGUUUGUCAGGUAACUGCAAUUUGUGUUGAAAUAUUAAUUUAUUUUUGUUUGCCAUCAACCCCCCCCCCCCCC
Anguilla anguilla (European eel) is the source of this 3000-nucleotide messenger RNA. RefSeq names its product docking protein 6 (gene dok6). Gene Ontology annotation, biological process: cell surface receptor protein tyrosine kinase signaling pathway; positive regulation of MAPK cascade. The coding region runs from base 172 to 1209 and encodes 345 amino acids. The record is from RefSeq and is a predicted model, not a curated record. The transcript has 9 exons. Gene Ontology annotation, cellular component: cytoplasm. Lineage: Eukaryota; Metazoa; Chordata; Actinopteri; Anguilliformes; Anguillidae.